Messenger RNA from Hypoxylon trugodes, 1077 nucleotides. RefSeq lists its product as uncharacterized. Gene Ontology annotation, molecular function: cardiolipin synthase activity. Gene Ontology annotation, cellular component: mitochondrion; membrane. The coding region runs from base 1 to 1077 and encodes 358 amino acids. Lineage: Eukaryota; Fungi; Ascomycota; Sordariomycetes; Xylariales; Hypoxylaceae. The record is from RefSeq and is a predicted model, not a curated record. Gene Ontology annotation, biological process: cardiolipin biosynthetic process. The transcript has 4 exons.
AUGAGUUCACGGGCAUUAUGCGGUGGUGGCGCUCUGGCCUCCCGCACUUGUCCGAGUUUAAGUCCGAGGGCGAAUUUAGUAGGUAUCGAAUUUGGAAUAUCAUCGGCGAGGUCGGGUUUGUUGGUGGCAAGGUCUAUGCAUUUUUUGAGUGCCACAUCAUCAGAAAAAGGAAAUGGGGCUUUAAGUGCGGUUAGGUAUUGGCCUGGGGAUCGUGUAAGAAGGCGAACGGACUUGCGGUCCAAGUUGGAUGACUCGGCAAUUACGAUAUGGCCGGGGUUUUGGUCUAGGAGAUGUCUCUCGCAGACUACGAGGCCCUUGAAAGAGGACAGUAGGAGUAAGAGUAAGGAUCAAGCCCCUCAAGCCGCAUCGUCGUCAUCAUCACUACCAGCCGCGAAUACUCCUCUCAAAGGCAUCCGCAAAGUGAUACCAAAGGUGUUACCGGCAUCUCUCACAUCGCUAACGCCGCAUGAAAACAUCUAUACGGUGCCAAACCUACUCACCUUUUCGAGGUUGGUAGCUGCGCCCUUCAUUGGGUAUGCGAUCUUGCAUGAUGCGCACGGCUGGGCGCUGGGCUUGUUCGCGUAUGCGGGUGCCUCGGACUUACUCGAUGGUUGGAUUGCGCGCCGCUGGAAACUACAGACCGUAGUAGGAAGUGUAGUUGAUCCUAUGGCGGAUAAGACGCUCAUGACGGUGUUGACGGUGUGUUUGGCUGUGAAAGGGGCUUUGCCUGUGUGGCUAGCUGCUAUAAUCCUUGGGCGUGAUGUCGGCCUAGGUAUUGCCGCCAUAUACUACCGAUGGAUCUCUCUACCACCACCUAAGACCUUCGCACGAUACUGGGAUUUCUCUUUACCAUCGGCGGAGGUGCGGCCUACAACUAUUAGCAAGUAUAAUACAUUCUUGCAAUUAGGUCUUAUGGGGGCGACCAUGGUCACGCCUGUGGUAACUGCGGAUGUUGGUUUAGCUAUGUCGACAUUCCAGUAUUUAGUUGCUACCACAACUGCUUGGAGCGGUCUAAGCUACGUCUUCAGCAAAGAUGCAGUCAGGAUAUUGUCCGAAAACAAAGACAAGCCUAAAUAG